AUGUUCCCUGUAACCAGGACCCUCGUUCCGACACGAAGGAAGGUCUGCCUGCGGCUCGCGGCGGGCGCAGGACCCUUAGGCCGCCGGGGGCGCCAUCGCCGGCUCCAAAGCAGCAGCUCCUCCGCUGAAGUUUGCCUCCGGGCUCGACCGGGCGCUUUGGCUUCACGGCAUUACCGCCCUUUCCUUGCUCUGCGCCGGCGCCGUGCAGGUCCGGUCCGCAGUCUCCGCCCUGCUCAUGCGGACUCUGAAGAGACGCGGGUUUCGUCACCGCCUCCGCCGACCCCGUUCUCUCCCUCGUCUUCAGAAGCCUCUCCCGCAUCUUACCCCGGCUUCCCAGUGAGUUUGGGCUGGUCGGUUCCGAGCACCAGGGGCGGCCGAACGGUGGGCGCCCUGGAGGAGGUGGAGCUGCAGAUCGGAGACGCAGCAUUUUCACUGACCAAACUCCUUGAAGCCACAUCUGCAGUAUCAGCUCAAGUGGAAGAGCUUGCCUUCAAAUGUAGAGAAAAUGCACGUUUUCUUAAAACAUGGCAGAACCUCUUGAAAGAAGGCUAUGAUUCAUUGAAGCCUGAUAGCUGAUUUGGCUGUGUAAUAAUUCAUACUUCUUCAUUUAUAAUGUCUGCAUAUGUACCAUUUGUAUAAGAUAAUCUCCAGUGGUUCUGUAUACUCAGAAUGAGAUUUUCUUGGUUUUCAUUUAUGUGAAAGCAGAAUAAUGAUUUUAUUUCUGAUGCUGGCCAGUAUUUCUCUUUAAAUUCUGUUUUCUGUCUUUUAAACUUUCAUAGAAUCCUUUAUGAAAGUAAUUUCAUCAGUAGAUAAUAUUAGUAAUGCCAUAGUGUUACCAGUAGCAAACUAGGUAGAUCAUUAUUCUAUUCUGUUUGCAAGACUAUGCCAAGAAUGGAAGAGUUUGAAACUGAGCUUCGUUUAAUAAGCACCAAGGGAGAUAACUGAGGUUACCACUGUUAGAUCCACGUCCAUUAUGUCAAGUGCCCUAGAACCAAGGGUUGUGUCUGUCUUACUUCCAUAUCUCCAUUAGAACAAGAACAAUGUCACAUAACAAUCACUAAAUGUUUGUUAAAUAAAGUUGACUAUAAUUAAAAGUUACUUUUUCUUCCCUUUUUAGCAUGAAAAUUAUUGUUCCUCUAAAAAAUUUUUGAAUCAGAACCUCAUUGACUUGAAGGAAAACAUCCUUUUUUUUGACAGGGAUUUGAACUCCUCAACUGAUGACAGCUUUUUUAAAACAUAUGAUAUUUUUCACCCUUCUAAGAUGCUUUUCAGAAAAGCUUUUCAGAAAGUGAAAGCCUGUCUGGAAAGAGUACAUAUUUUUUCCCCUAUUUCUAAGGUUAACUGCUUUUAUAGGUAAUAUAUCUUAUACUCGAUGUUGUUAUAUGUUUGAUUGCUCUUUAAAGUGCCUUAUCAAAAUUAAUGGCUCUGUAUUAUUCUGGAGUUUUGCAAGUAAUAAUUCUAAAGAAGUUACCUUGUUUUUAAUGUAUCAAAUUUAAAUGAUGUGAUUGUUUUCAUAUUACGUUAAUGCCAAAGUUUUUUUACUUGCAUCUUAUAUUGCUUACUCUCUUUUUUUGUGUGUGGCUUGUUUAUGUGUCAAUGAUUAAGCCAACUAAUUCUCUACUUGUAUAUAUGUUAUGACUUCUGUACAUCUUUGAUAUGGCAUCUUAAUUCUUUGUAGAUAUGGAGAUGUGUGCAGAACUAUAUUCUAAAUCCCACAGUAGGGCUAAGAAAGGAGACAAAUGGAUGGGCAGAGAAUUGUUUUGCCCAGCAUGUUAGGUUAUAGUUCUUGAUUAGUUUUUUUAACUUAAAGAAAGUUUAAAGAUAAGACCUGUGUAUGUUCCUAUACCAAACGGUGCUUAUUUUUCUUAGGUGUCAUGAAUAUUGCAAUUUUUAAAAUGUACAAAAACAAAAUCUUAUUCAAAGCAAAUUUUAUUUCCAAUUCUUUCGGUUCAUUAUUUUAAAACUUUUUAUUGAAAUAUUUCAAACAAAACAAAAAGGUGAAUGAUUUAAAGCACACCCAUGUAUUCCCUCCAUGCAGACUUAAUAAAUGUUAGAAUUUGGCUAUAUUUUCAUCAGAUACAUGUAUGUAUGUGUGUAAAUGCAUAUAAAGCUUGUUUUGUUAACUCUUUGAUCCCAGUCCUUUCUUCUCUCCCCAGAGGUAACCAUUGUCCUGGAGGUGUGGUGUAUGUUCUAAUUUGUGUUUUUAUAUUUUUAAUACAUAUAUAUUUUUUCAAAGUGCUGCAAAAUGCUGUUUUGUGUAUGUGGUAGCCAGCCUCCAGGUAGCCCCAGUGCUCUCCUGCCUCCUGAUACUCCUGCCCUUGUCCAGUGUCCCAACCCGAGGAGUGCUGAUUUGUGUAACUCCUAGGAUUUUGAGCAAAUGCAUUGUUUGAUUUCUGAAGCCAUACCUUUUGCCCAUUUUUCUAUUGUUUUGUCUUUUUUCUGUCAAUUUGUAGGUAUUACAUAUUUUGAAUACUAAUGAUUUGUUAUGUAUAUUUCAACUAUCUUUUGUAGCCUGUGAUUUAUUUUUGUAUUUAUUAUGAAGUCUUCUUGAAUAAAUGUUUUUAAUUUUAAUGUAA
Messenger RNA from Manis pentadactyla (Chinese pangolin), 2576 nucleotides. RefSeq names its product chromosome 1 C4orf46 homolog (gene C1H4orf46). NCBI's taxonomy places the organism in Eukaryota, Metazoa, Chordata, Mammalia, Pholidota, Manidae. The coding region runs from base 1 to 576 and encodes 191 amino acids. The transcript is spliced from 3 exons. The record is from RefSeq and is a predicted model, not a curated record.